Molecule: messenger RNA, 6633 nt
Organism: Varroa destructor (honeybee mite)
Lineage: Eukaryota; Metazoa; Arthropoda; Arachnida; Mesostigmata; Varroidae
Source: RefSeq, a predicted model, not a curated record
AAUAUGGGUUUAUUGCCUUAGAAAGUUGAUCUCAACUGGGGGUUUUAAAAGCUGGAGCCUUACUUGUUGUUAAUCCAGAGGCGUAUAGUUAAGUACUCAUCGAGCAUUCCUGCUCAGCUUAGGAUAAGAGUUUCUAAUCAUCGCAAGAAAAGCCAACAUUUCUAUUCUGCUCGUUGAGUCGCUAACAGUUAAAGCUAGUUAAAACCUAAAAGUGUGGCGCCCCUUUGUAGUGCGAGAAUCCAUGACCGCGAAACGCCGCGUAUUUUGCCAUGGCUGUGUAUGUAUAGCGAAGAGUGCGAUUUAUAGAUGCCAUCGUUAGCUGCUAUUGAGUAUUUGCCCAAUAUCGGGGUCAGCAAAGAUUUGAGACAUUUGGAUUGAAGUUGAAGAUUUCUAGAUGAAGCCUAGAAGACCUAACGGACCGCAUCGAGUCUGCCUUUGUUAUAGGCGGAGCCGCGUCGAAGAGUCCAUGAUCAGUUCCAUCCGGGAUAAUCUAAUACGUUGUGACUGCGAGGUUGUUUCGGAUAUUGCACAAUGCACCACGGUUCUCGUUUUAUUGACUCCUGGUAUUUUCGAAUUUAUUGACGAUAACAAGGACCCAGUGCGGACGCAGUUAUCGUACGCUCUUCGGCGCCUCUCACAUGUUUCAGAGUCCCAUUGCAACGAGACGCAGCACGCGCAGCUCAUUGCCAUUAAGUGCGACCUUUUCCAUUGGCCAAAGCUUGAUCUCCUGCCUGAAGAUAUCAGGGCGCUAUAUACGUGCAACGCCGUAAAGUGGAGUCUGGAGAAUCGAGAUACGUUCCUAAAGCAUCUCUUAACUCAAAUUGAUCCAGAACUUGUGCAAUCUCGCAGUCUACCUAUGACAUCAAAGGCGAAGGGAAGCGAAGUUCAAAAUAUCACGUCAGCAACCAUCGUUAAUUCAAAUGUGUCACAUAAACAGGCUAAAAUCAACGAUGAUGAGUAUAAGUCAGAUCAUGAAAAAUCCUUGGUUUGCCAUGACUCAGCAUUUUACAUGAACGCACACGUCUCAUGGGAAACACUUCCAAGUCAACCACUCAUGAGGGACAGACGGCCACCGACAUCAAACUCUCACAUCAAGCAAGCUGUACACAUAGACUAUAAUAUCAAUAUCCUAAAUAAAGAAAUGGCCAAUAUACCAGGCAAAACCGAGCGUGAACCUCAAGAAUCUGUACCUGUGGAUAUGAGCAAUAAUAGACUGAUUCCAACAGCAUUGGAUUCAGUGGAGCCCAUUAGUCAACAGGAAGCUGAUCUCAAGGAUGCCUCUAUUUUAGAUGAAACAACGACAGUAGAAAUUUUGAAAACAGAGAAAACUGCCUCAAUUGGUGCGUGGAAAUCAGGAAAACCCCCUGUUUUUGCUAGAAUGCCAACGCCCGAAGCGUGUUCGAAGUCACCCAAGGAGGCAGCCACCGAUAAAGUAGAGUCACACAUUGGGACAGAAGUUAAGAAGCCAACAAAAUUUCUGCAGAAGCCACGAAAGCUUCCGAGCAUAGACGGACUGGCUACCGUCAUGUAUGAUCCAGCCUCAACCACAGGUAUAGAGGAGUGCGGUCGCUACAAAAAACCGAAAGCCCCACCUGGGCAUACAGCUACCCAUAAGUCGGUACCAUUCAUCUCUAGUCAAAGCGUUCAGGCUUCAGAAGAAACAAUAAGUAUAUCAGAUGUGAAGAUCUGCAAGAAGUUAGGCAGACAAAAUCCGGAAGGAAUUCCCACAAUUGCUGAGACACAUCCAAACCGAAAAGGAUCGUUCGAACGUGAGAAGGGACCGCGAGCCAGCCGACGAGCUAGCACAGGAUCAUCAAUCAACGAGGAUUUUAACACAGUUUUGCCGAGUCGCCCUCUGGGUGCUGGGACUAGCCAAGAAAGAGGGGCGGACGAUGUGAGUUUUGCUCAAGUCCAGAAACUUUGUACCGCACUGUCGGUUGAACAAGCCAAGAGAACUUCACUAGAUAAAACAAUAGAUCGAAAGCAGCAUAACCGGAAGUUCCUAAGUCUAGGCUGCUUGUACAGGAAGAAGUUUACGCUGCACCAAGAAUUGAGGUUUGGACGGUUCGCAGGUGAACACCCAUACGGAACCCUGGGGCAAUAUCGAAAAUUUGUUACGAAUGACGAAUUUUCUGAUGAUAGCUACUAUUCCGCUCAGACGUACACUUUGCUACAAAAAAGCAUAAGAGCAUCAAGCAAAAAUGACACUGAGAAGUACGCAUCCGAACAACAAUGCGGAGAUAAUCAAGAGCCCGUGCUUAUCAAGGAUACUUACUUGCCUGCAGUCCCGCUAAGCUCUUUCAACGAUGAAGACACAUCGGUAGAUACCUAUCGUAAACCCGUACCUAUCGUUGACGGCAUAGGUUUAAGUAACGCAAGCCCGGCUGCUAAUGCUUAUGGAGAACAACAAGCACGAACCUGGUCUUACUCUGUUGGAGUAGAAAAUCCUUUGAUGAGAGAGAUUUCUCAAAGCGAGUCUCCGGAACGUUGCGCCGCUAGGGGUGUUGAUGGGUUCAAAGAAAAUGUGGGCUUUGCCCAUAAAGAGCGCCAACGAUUCUUUCAGCCGCACGACGGAAACAACGAAUUAAAUAACGAAGACCGGAUUGACUAUCAGCAGCCACUUGGGUCCUUCCUGCACAAAAUAGUGCCAAGAGAUAACCUGUCAAAAGGUACCUACGAACAUAGCACUAAAUUUUUAUCAACAUUUGACAUUUGUAAGAAGCCAGAACUGUCUAUAUACGACAAUAUUAAGUACAAACAAGGAUCAGGGCAAGAUCAGCUAGCAGAGACUUUAUAUCGUGGUGAUGAAGAAACAAGUUUAUCUGUGGUCGCCACGGUACGCGAUGCCGGUACCAGCCAUAGCAGUGUCCACGAAACGAUACUUGAGACAGUUGAACCGCUGCAAAUACAAAGAAUGUAUCCAUCGCAGGUGGCACCGUUUAGAUGGGUUUACAACCCGCUUGAGGAACCUUCGGAAGUGAAAGUAUUCGAAGCCGAUGUUCGACAGGCAUUCAAAGCUUCCGUAAGUGAACGCGACAUAGGUUCUACGGCGCCGUCAACGACACAAUCUAAUGUUAAUCAAGAUCAACGACUAGUAAAUCAGUCGAUUGCUUCAGAGGUGAAAGGGGCGCUCAAAAUCGAUCGAGUUUGUCACCGCAUGUUGCACAGUCUGUCCCAAAACAAGCACGAUCAUCCCUUACCUUCCAGCCUUGAACGAUGCCCUGUAAACCUAAAUCGGCAGUCGCUUCAGAGAAAAGACGUUUCCGUCUCUCAACUCAUUCAGCAUGAUUCGGUCCCGGUUCAGACGUCUACAUCUUCCACCGAAAACACCCACAAAGGGCCACUAACUCUAGCUCCUCGUACACGUGAUGCAAUAAAAACUCAUGUGAGCGAAGGAAUUCACCGACGCAGUACGGAGCAUCCUCUACUUGAUGCAACCACAACGGUUAUAAAUAAAAACCAAUUAGAUAGAACAUCUCAAGUUACUACAUUGGCCGGCGGGCCUAUAGACUCGCAAGAGAAUACGCACCAAAAGCCUUCGAUGCUCCUGAAAUCGCCACUGAACGUCGAUGUAGGCGCUAGGGAGUCCCACGUCGGACAGAUUGGACUAAUUGACACGCAUAGUUUACCAGCCAGUGAUACAUACAAAAAUUCAGUAGGGUCUGUUCUUAGCGAACCAUCUACGAAUGGCAACUCAUCUAAGAACACCCGUGGGGCUCACGUGGAAAUCAUGUGCAAAGCCAGCCCGGUACACAAUUAUAUACCCUUGACAAAAAAACCUAAUAAAGAACCUUCAACUUUUAUGCUUGAGGCUCCUUCAAAUGAGUGUGAAGGACUGGACAUCAGUAUAUCCAGUGCUGACCAAAUACAACCAGCAAUUUCUGCGUCUUCCAUCUAUAAGUCUUUGGAGGAUGUUUACGAAAGGCCGCCCACGCCAAUUCCAGACACGCUACUAAUUCAUACAUCAUCGUCCGACUCAGAAAACAUGGAUAGACGGAACCCGCCAAAGCGUCAGGCUAACGUCCGUAUGUCCUUGCAGCAGUGUCAACUGGGGUCAAGUGAACAAAGCAUAUAUCAAAAGCUAGCGACGCCUACGUUCGAAGAGACUAAUGCUAAUGCGGUGCAGCUCGUAGAUUCACAGAACUCGGACGAUGAUAGAAGAACCGUACUAAAGAAACAGUCUGAUGAUGAAGCAGAGUUCUCACCAGUACAGCGGUUCAGACAGUUAAGCGAGAACGAACGUUCGUCAAAUCACGUUGAACGUCGCAGUCGCUCAGUGAUAGAGCGUGCAGUCUCUAACUUCGUUUCGCCGCCUUUACGCCGUGUAAACUCCUCGGGUCUACUUCUCAGUGAUGAGCUAGAGAUGUUUGUAUGCCAGCAUCGUUGCCAGUCUUCCUGUUAUGGCCUUAUAUGCCCUAAACGGUUGGCCCUGAAUCCUUGGGUCAAGCAUGAUGCAAACGUGUUGAAAGAUUUUACAAAUUUAGAGAUCCUUAAUCGGCGCCGACUAUCUUAUCUACUGGCAAUCGAAGCUCAAAGCUUCAUUCGGAACCAUGGGCACUUUAGUGCUGCUACCGAUAUGGUCUGGGGUAACAGCUAUAAAUCGCCUAACAGAGGCUGUGAGUUUUUACCGAAAGCAUCUGAGGAAAGGAAUGCUAAUCCUGGCGACGACGACUCAUCGGGUACUGAUGAAGACCAGAUUAACUACGAACUUUCCAAAAUUGAGAAAAGGCGUCUAAGCAGUCAGCUUGAAUACGCCUUAAAACCUGUGAUGGUUUUGCCACCCCCUAAGUUCAAAGAGGCCGCGGGUCCGGCGACUAAGAGCUUUACCUAUGAAACACCCAAACCACCUAUUGACAAAGAGGGACGUGACAAUACAGUUGAGAGACUACCUAGUAAUGGUAGGGCAAACGACGAAUCACGAGUGUCCUUGUCUGAGAUAAAAAGAAGCAUAUCCUCAACAGCGCAUUCGUUAGAAAACGUUAAAAUAGAGCAGAUCCACAACAAGUCAAGUACAACUGCAGUCACCCAAUCCAGCCUAUCGUCUGCGGUCUAUGGCGUUCCCUCAGGACAAGCCCCCAUGACAGAGAAAUCCAAGGUCACUGAGUGCACUGUUCAACAACCGCUUGGCGUAGCUCACGGUACAAGUUAUGACACGAUCAAGGCCCAAUUCGAAGGUCAGAUCGUGUGUGAAGCCUUGUUGCACAAAUCAAUACGGGGCACCGGAAGCAGCAAGCGGCCAAGUCUACCUUCAGAGAUUUCCGAACUAACCGCUCGCUUCGCGCUGGAAUCGUGGAUAUCGAUUUGGAACUGCGUUCCCCCGCAAGAGGUGCCCCAACUGUCAGACGAACAAAUUAUCUCGCUGCAUGAUCAUAUACGCCUUAUUCUUGCCAAUCAGACCACACUGAAGGAUGUGAGAGCGGCUCUUUACGAACUAAUCAGGCGCGUUUUUCAAAAAAAGCCAGCUUUUGGUGUACCCGCAGCAAACAAUUGGUCACCAUGACGAUCACAAUAGUAGUUUGUAGCACAAAAUGGCUAGAGAUAAAAAAAAAAAGCAUCUGAAACUGGUGAACGCUUUUCUGAGGCAAUGCGGCUGCAGCAAAAUGAAAAACGUGAUACGAAAAACGAAAUUAAGCUUCUAAGCGUAUCUUCAUUUACAUAACUCGUUACAUGAUGAAUAUAUGGUGAAGAUACUUAUUGAUAUGAAACAUGAAAUGUAUAGAAAAAUACAAAUUUGACAAUAUUAAUCAUAGAAACUUAGACAAGCAUAGUAAAUUGCAAUGAAGCUAUUUAUAUAAAUAGCUUUGAUAACUCAGAUUGCCAAUGUAAUAAUAAAAGCUUCUUUGUCUCGAUGGGAUGGUAAUUUUCAGAGCCAGCUCUUUAGUGGUAAAAUAGCAAAUCGAUGUUUUUAAGCCUACUUACGGCUAGCGCUAAGCUAAACUUUCUAAGCAAACAUAUUUCGUUCGAACAAGUAAUUCUAAAUGGCUCUACUGAGUGAACAGAAUUAGACUCAGGCAAAACUUGGACGUGAUAGGACGGACAGCUCAUGUUGUCGAUGACGGCAGAGAUUUGAUAAUACUACUACUAAUGUUGUACAGGCUUCUUUCGAAAUGUGGGAGUAAGAUCAUCGUGCCAUUUUUCUACCGUAAGCGAUAACAGCUGCACCAAUUCUAUUUGUAGUAGUUGAUGAGAAUUUAUUAAACGUAUAGAUGCAACCAAAUAAUAGCACUAAAUACUCAAUAAUCGAAAUGCAGUGACGCGACAAUUUAUUAUAGUUUAAACUUGUUCUUUUUUUAUUUAUUGCAGCGUAUCUAGCUCAGCGUCAUUAGAGCCCAUUGAGCCCAGUAUCGUUCAUUCACAGCACUGCCGCACGUUAAACUUCCAACGUUUUGUUAUAUCGCUUUUUCUGCCGAUGCUUUGUAUUUGCGACAGAGUAUCUUCAUGCAGUUCAGUCACUUCUGUUCUAUCGCGCUAAGAAAAAGAACGGGCGGCACGUAGUUAAAGGGCGGGAACAGCUGUGUGUAGGAAUCAAUGUGUGACAGUGCACAGUGUUUAUUGUUACUGCCGCUGGAGCUUUUGUGGAUGCUGAUUAGAACGUGAAUGUUUUCAUAUAGUCUGAAAAUCAAAAAAAAAAAA